UGUACCCUAUGCUCCUUCACACGACAAAUCUCUGCCCUAUGCAAUCCCCUGCCUGUCUGCAAUGCUAUCAAAAUCAGAAUUCUCUUGAGACGAAAGAUCAUCACCACCACGAUCUUUGUUUGGAUGGGCGGUUAGAUGCUUUACCAUGAAUAAGUGGAGGAUGCGUCAUAAAUACACUGUAACUCGUUACCAUAUCUCUAAUCAGUUGAUCUCUAGUCACGUCCUCGCAGUUUUGCAUCAAAGCGAGAAAAGAACAAACUCUGCUUGGCCGUGGAGAGAGUAGACAGUGAACCCUAAAAAAGUAAAGCAGUGAAAAAUCAUUUUGCCCGGAUUACGAAAACCCAGUCCUUUUCGUUUUUCGAUGACUCUUUCUAUUGCUAUCCUGCGCCGAAAUUUCGCAAUUAGUUUCUAAUCUUAUGGAUUAUGGAGUGCGGACCACAUUAUGCUCUACUGAUCCAAGAGAGAUGACACGUGCGUGUAUAGUCCACGCCUCUUAACAAUAAUGUUAAAAAUCCUUCACUUUCAUUUGCAGACUCUCCAGGUGCCGUCUCCAAAUCAUUAUUAUACGGUUGAUGAAACGUUGUCUGCUGUGAGUCAGUGAUUCGAUGGCUGUGAUUUAGCUGUUAUACAAUUUAAAAUGACAGGUAUGUGAUUUAACGGAACCCAUGUGAAACUGGGAUGUUCGAUUAAUCAAAUUUGUCCAGACGCAAAACAAACCUCCAAACCGAAAGCAACGAAAUGACGGAAGGUGGCGCAUUUUAAGCGCUGAAAUAUAGCCUGCGCUUUCUCUUUGCAGUAUUAAUCCACCAUUUUCCCUCUCUCUUUCUUCCUCUGCUCUAACUCUCUCUGUUUGUUUCUCUACUACCUUCGGUUUCUCUCUCUCUUUCUUGGCCAAGUAACUGUUGGUGGUGAUGGUGGUGUUAGUGGUGGAGGAGGAGCAGCUGACUCAUUCACAUUCCACAGAAGGCGUCAGCAUCAGGGAUUGAAUACCGAGAGAUACAUAUAUUUCUCUCUCUCCAUUUCUCAUUCGCCUGCUCCCUGUUCUCGCCCACUGUCAGAUCUCUCUUUCUUGAGAUGUUACUGUUAACCUUGUUACUCUGUUCCCCCCUCCCUCUAGUCUAGUCUAAUCUGUCAUUUCCCUUCUGUCCGUUUCUCUCUCUAGGGUUUGGCUCCUUUAAGGCUUGACCUGGUUUUGUUUCAUUUUAUUUAUCGUGUGUCGUUCAUAGUCUCUCGUGCUGGAGAUGCGUCGAAGAAGAACCUUGGUUUUAAGUACUUGAUGAAAAAUGUACCUUAUUUUGUGGUGUAAUAAGAUACAUUAUGAAGAAUUUAAGGCAAUGGGCAGUGGCAUUUGCACCUGGAAAUGAAGGAGAGGCAGCGUUGGAGAGCUGAAGAGGACGCUUUGUUACGUGCAUAUGUUAAACAAUAUGGUCCAAAAGAGUGGAACCUUGUGUCACAGCGCAUGAACACAACCCUAAACAGGGAUGCCAAAUCCUGCUUAGAAAGGUGGAAGAACUACCUCAAGCCUGGUAUAAAGAAAGGAUCCCUUACUGAAGAAGAGCAGCGUCUUGUUAUCCGACUUCAAGCCAAACACGGUAACAAAUGGAAGAAAAUCGCGGCUGAAGUUCCAGGCCGAACUGCUAAGAGACUUGGAAAGUGGUGGGAAGUGUUCAAGGAGAAGCAGCAAAGAGAGCAGAAGGAAAAUAACAAGACAGUAGAACCAAUUGACGAGGGCAAAUACGAUAGGAUUCUAGAGACUUUUGCGGAGAAGCUAGUGAAAGAACGCCCUACUCCAGCAUUUGUCAUGGCCACUUCCAAUGGGGGCUUUCUUCAUACUGAUCCCCCUCCUGCACCAACUCUGCUUCCCCCCUGGCUUUCCACUUCCAACAGCACAUCAGCUGUCAGGCCACCCUCCCCUUCUGUAACACUAAGCCUCUCACCUUCAACAGUUGCUGCACCGCCUCCUUCAAUCCCCUGGCUGCAGCCUGAGAACACUGCUUUUGUUUUAGGAAGUUUGCCACCCCAUGGAUCAGUCCCUGGUGAGAAUUUGAUGGUAUCUGAGUUGAUGGAGUGUUGCAGAGAGUUGGAAGAAGGGCAUCGUGCAUGGGCUGCACAUAAGAAGGAAGCUGCCUGGAGGCUAAAAAGGGUAGAGUUGCAGCUGGAGUCAGAGAAGUCAUGCCGGAGGAGGGAGAAAAUGGAAGAGAUAGAGUCAAAGAUCAAGGCUCUUAGGGAAGAGCAGAAGGCCUCUCUUGACAGAAUUGAAGCAGAAUACAGGGAACAGCUAGCUGAAUUGAGAAGAGAUGCUGAAACCAAGGAGCAGAAAUUAGCUGAGCAAUGGGCUGCAAAGCAUUUGCGUCUUUCCAAGUUUCUUGAACAAAUGGUGUGCAGGCCAAGGCUUGCAGAGCACAAUGGCCGAUAAGAAAUCUAUGUGUCUGGUCGAAAUAGGUUUAAGGGGUGGCUUGCUGGUUUCGUAAGGGAAGCUUGCUUUUAGGAUGAUUU
Molecule: messenger RNA, 2496 nt
Organism: Hevea brasiliensis (rubber tree)
Lineage: Eukaryota; Viridiplantae; Streptophyta; Magnoliopsida; Malpighiales; Euphorbiaceae
Product: transcription factor AS1-like
Exons: 3
Coding region: 1361-2416 (351 amino acids)
Source: RefSeq, a predicted model, not a curated record